Molecule: messenger RNA, 2284 nt
Organism: Megachile rotundata (alfalfa leafcutting bee)
Lineage: Eukaryota; Metazoa; Arthropoda; Insecta; Hymenoptera; Megachilidae
Gene: MFS9
Product: major facilitator superfamily transporter 9
Biological process (GO): monoatomic anion transport; transmembrane transport
Cellular component (GO): membrane
Molecular function (GO): transmembrane transporter activity
Source: RefSeq, a predicted model, not a curated record
UGACGCUACACGAUCAAUAAUUUACGAUCGCGUGACUGAAAGUGUGUCUUGUCUUUCCCUUCGCGAUAAUCGUUUCGGUUAUAAUCGCGAGUGCAGCUUAUCAACUUUUAAAUUUUUUACCGUUUACAGAUAACGUACAUAACAAUUUGUAUGAUAAGUGCAGUGUACGAUAAUAAACAGCAUGCAUAAAAGCAUUAUUGUAAAAAUUGAUCGUAACAGAUUCAAGCUUACAAUAAGUGGUCAAAGAAAUACAGACUCGAUGAACUUCGUUAACCUUUCUUUUUGAGAUCCUUAAAUUAGAAAGUCGCAAAACGUGUUCGAUACUUUCAGACAGUUCUCAACGGUGACAGUUUACAAAUUCUUUGUCGUCGCGAGCAGAUCAGCUACGAAUGUUUUGUCGUCGAAUAACGGAACAGAAGGUGUUCGAAAUAAAUCGUGAACUUGUGAUUUAUACGUGGCACUCAUCCGAUACAAUUUGUACGAAAGAAGAAAAGUUACAGCCUCUUAAACAAUUCUGCUUUAAUUUAUGACAGGUUUGUAACAAUAACAGCAUUCGCGAUUCUACCGUUGAUAUCAAUAUGUCGAACAAUUUUAAACGUCAAGCAUAAACUAGUAAACGCACAAGAUGUGCACGUGUGUAGACAACUGUUGCUUUGCGUAACAGGUGUCGUGGUGAAAAUAUUGAAGGAAUGUAUCAAUUGAGAUCUUAUGGAUACCAGUGUUCUCGAAAAACUGAUUCCCUGUUCGGACGAGGAAACGAUGGAGAGAAAGAAAUCCUCGGUCGAGACAGCCAAGGAUACUGAGUACGGAACGGUCAAAUAUGAAGAUGAACUUGCGCCGUCAUGGAGGUUUUGGAAGAAAAGACGAUACAUAGUCGGAGUAUUAGCAUUUUUAGGAUUUUUCACUUCUUAUAUUCUUCGAGUGAAUUUAAGUGUAGCUAUUGUUGCAAUGACGGAAAAACACAAAAAAGUUGAUGAAAGCGGAAACGUUUAUUACGAAGCAGAGUUCGACUGGGAUGCAAAAAUGACAGGACUUCUCUUAGGUUCUUUUUUUUAUGGUUAUAUAAGCACACAGUUAAUUGGAGGAUGGCUAGGAGCACGUAUUGGUGGAAAAAGAGUUUUCGGUACUGGAAUUGCGAUUACAGCCUUUUUUACAAUAAUUACGCCGCCCCUCGCCAGGAUAAGCUUUUAUCUUUUCCUUGCUUUGAGGAUAAUAGAAGGAAUCUGCGAGGGUGUGACAUAUCCUUGCAUGCACGCGAUAUGGGCAAACUGGGCACCUCCAUUGGAAAGGUCGAAAUUAGCGACCUUCGCAUUCUCCGGAAGUUUCUUCGGAACUGUAUUUGCCAUGCCCGUUGCUGGUUUAAUGGUUGAACACCUUGGUUGGGCUUCCGUUUUUUACGUUUUUGGAGCAGCGGGUCUCAUAUGGUUCUUUUUCUGGUGGAUUAUCGUGAAAGAUAAACCGGAAGAAGAUCCGUAUAUUUCUGAAGCUGAACUUGAAUACAUUAAGACUAGUCUUGGAGAUUCCAAUAAAAACAAAAUUACAUAUCCAUGGAAAUCAAUACUCACAUCUCCACCCGUUUGGGCUAUUGUUGCUGCACAUUUUAGCGAAAAUUGGGGCUUUUAUACUAUGCUCACGCAACUGCCAACAUUUAUGAAUGAUGUACUCAACUUCAAGUUGGAUAAAACCGGGUAUUUAUCCGCGCUACCGUAUCUAGCUAUGACAAUUGCUGUUCAGUUUUCUGGAUACUUAGCAGAUUUGUUAAGAACGAAGAAAAUUUUGACUACUACGCAGGUGCGCAAAAUUUUUAAUUGCGGAGGUUUUGUAUUUCAAACCAUAUUCAUGCUGGGCGCAGCCUUCCUUUUAACGCCAACAGGAGUGGUUAUUUGUAUUACAUUGGGAAUUGGCCUUGGCGGUUUUGCUUGGUCCGGCUUUGGAGUAAAUCAUUUAGAUAUUGCUCCUCAACAUGCAAGUGUACUUAUGGGAAUAGGAAAUACUAUUGCUACUUUACCUGGUGUUAUUAGUCCAACUAUUACUGGAUAUAUUGUUCAAAAUAAAAGUGCUGAAGAAUGGCGUAUAAUCUUCAUAAUAGCUGCCAUAAUUUAUUUAGUAGGAGCUACCAUAUAUGGUUUAUUUGCAUCUGGUGAAAGACAGAGUUGGGCAAAAGAAAAGGAAGAAACGAAAGGAACAAGACAAUCAUAUGAUAAUCCUGCAAUGGAAGUAGACAAUAUCUAAUACAAUGUUGCUGGUCAAAUUGCAAAAUUAUGUCUGAAAGAUUACCUUAAAG